This is a messenger RNA of Coregonus clupeaformis (lake whitefish), 2812 nucleotides long. Its product is annotated as TBC1 domain family member 5-like. The transcript has 23 exons. Gene Ontology annotation, molecular function: GTPase activator activity. Gene Ontology annotation, biological process: activation of GTPase activity. Bases 284 to 2812 code for a protein of 842 amino acids. Lineage: Eukaryota; Metazoa; Chordata; Actinopteri; Salmoniformes; Salmonidae. The record is from RefSeq and is a predicted model, not a curated record.
AGCACAUCCGCCUGAUUCGCGACUGUUUACAAUCUGAAGACAGACAAACAGACCAGAAUGGGGAACCCCGCAUGAGCAGAAGAGGGGCGUGGAUCAGAAAACCGGUCAGUAUCUGGUGUGACCACGAUAAUUGGCCAUCUGCUCGGUACAGUUGAAACGGGAUUCAUCCGUGAAGAGCACACUUCUGCAGCGUGCCAGUGGCCAUUGAAGAUAAGCCUUCAUCUGUCGUGAGUCUAAGCUGAGGAGAAACACAUUGUUGUGACUGUUCUGUUGGGGGGUGGUCAUGCAGCACCCUAACUUUGAGACCCACCACCCUCUCCAGCCAGAGGGAGAGCAGGAGACUGGUUUUGAUCCGCUCCACAACUUCAACAGGAAUCGCAGCCGUGGAGGAUCUCUGGAUAGUAGCACUUUGUCUAAGUCCACUUUCCUCUCCUACAGGAAAGAAUGGGAUGACUUGUUUCUGAACACUAAUUACCUGACCAGGAUCCGGCAGGCAGGCAUCAACGGUCGAUUGCGGAGCAGCCGAUUCCGCAGUGUGUGCUGGAAGUUGUACCUGGAGGUCCUUCCUGAGGAUAAGAGCCAAUGGAUCAACAAGACCAAGGAGCUACGAGCCCAGUAUGAGAGGAUCAAAGAGACGCACAUCACCAACCCCCGUAAAGCUGCAGGUCAGCAGGACCUGGUGGUCAACAACCCACUCUCACAGGACGAGGGGAGCCUGUGGAACAAGUUCUUCCAGGACAAAGAGUUGAGAGGGAUGAUCAAACAGGACGUGAUGAGAACGUUUCCUGAGAUGCGUUACUUCCAAGAGGAGGACGUAAGGACCAAGCUGACAGACAUCUUGUUCUGUUACGCCCGAGAGAAUGAACAAUUACUGUACAAACAGGGAAUGCAUGAGUUGUUGGCUCCUAUCGUGUUCGUCCUACACUGUGACCAUCAGGCUUUUCAGCACGCCAGCGAGACCGUCCACCCCAGUGAGGAGAUGAUGUCUCUACUGAAUCCCAUGUUCCAUGAACAUGACGCCUAUGCCAUGUUUUCCCAGCUGAUGGAGACAGCAGAACCCUGGUUCUCCAGCUUCGAGAGGGUAGUCACAAGGGGGAAGGAGGAGAUGCUGACCAGCAUGCCGUUCGCCCGGCCGCAGGAUUUGGGGCCGUCCAUUGCCAUAGUGACCAAAGUGAACCGUAUCCAGGACCAGCUGGUGAAAAAGCAUGAUGUGGAGCUGCACAUGCACGUCAACCGCCUGGAGAUCGCCCCGCAGAUAUACGGCAUUCGGUGGGUGCGUCUGCUGUUUGGCCGUGAGUUCCCCCUGCAGGACCUGUUGGUGGUGUGGGACGCCCUGUUUGCUGACAGCAUCACUCUGGACCUGGUGGACUAUGUCUUUGUAGCCAUGCUGCUCUAUAUCAGAGACGCCUUGAUAGCGAGUAACUUCCAGACCUGUCUGGGCCUUCUAAUGCACUACCCACCUAUAGGAGACAUCCACACCCUACUACACAAGGCUCUGUUCCUCCGAGAUCCCAAGAACAAUCCUCGGCCAGCUAACUACCAGUUCCAACAGAAUCUGGACUAUUACAAGACCAGAGGAGCGGACCUGGUCAACAACACCCGUGCCAGUGCCAGUGCCAAGACGGCUCCUCUCAACAUCAACAAGGUCUCCAGCAGCCUUCUCAACUUUGGGAGGAAGCUCAUUGCCCCCGCCAUGUCAGCGGGUGGAGCCAGCGGUAUCUCUCCAAUCAACAGCGAGGUUCUGUCUGCCCCCUCCCCCCUCACUGCAGCCCCCCGUUCCCAAGCCGAGCCCCUGUCCUCUGGCCACGCCCCCCUGCAGACGCGGACACACUCCCAGUCCCAGCACCACCGCUUACUCAAGUCUGAGAGCAUGCCAGUCUACUUGAGCAAAGGCCAAACCUCCAGGACAGUUAGCUCCUCCCCCAGCAUAGAGAGUCUCUCUGGGGGACAGGGUCACACCACAGCGUCCCCGCCCCUUCCUGUCUCCAGGGGAAGUGACAACAGCACCUCAUCCCCACCCCUCUCGGCCACCAAGAAGGACUCCUUCUUCAACAUCACUCGCUCCCACAGCAAGACCAUGAUGGGCAAGAAAGAGGCCUUGUCCUCCUCUGUGUUGUGUAAGGAGGAGGAGUUGGAGGCCCAGGUGUCCUUCCUGCAGGGUCAGAUCAAUGACCUAGAAGCCAUGAGCAAGUACUGUGCCAAGAUGAUGAACACACACAUUGGUAAGAUCCAGGAGGUGAUCCUACAGGAGCACCUGGAGAAAGAGGAUGAGGUGUUGGUGUCACUGGCUGGACUCAAACAGAUCAAGGACAUCCUGAAGGGGGCGCUGCGUUUCAACCAGAGCCUGCUGGAGGCAGAGGAGAAUGAGGAGAUCACCAUCGCUGACCACCACUAUGACAAUGCCGCCGCCAUCGCACAGCAGCAGCACGCCAACAGUCACCAUGAAGACCAGCCCUACCUGGCCGCGCCGCAGCGUGGUGAUGGAGAACAGGAGGAGGAAGAACGGGAGCACACGCCACCAGAGCAACAGGUGUCUCCCCCAGAGUCCUCUCUGUGUGUGGGCUCGGAGGGGAAGAACUGGGACGACUACAUCCUGGUCUCGCAGGAUGGAGAGCUGCAGCCCACCGAGGGAGGGGCGGAGAGGACCCCUCCAAAUAGACAGCUCCACAGCUCGGUCAGGGUGGAGCCGGAGGGCGUGGGGGCGUUCCAGGACCCCCUGAUGGGUGCAGCGUCGGGCUCCUCCAGCCCAGACGAGGGCAGCAUUCACAGCAAAGACUCAGACUUCACUAUUGUCAACCCCCAGGACCUGUGA